Molecule: messenger RNA, 2289 nt
Organism: Nerophis lumbriciformis (worm pipefish)
Lineage: Eukaryota; Metazoa; Chordata; Actinopteri; Syngnathiformes; Syngnathidae
Source: RefSeq, a predicted model, not a curated record
AUGUCACAGCUUUUUAGGCUUCUCUUGACGGGUGCUCGGCCUCUGUGCUGCCGGACUGCGCUCACGGCUCGACUGGAAGCUGCGGCAGGACGCCGCUUCAUUGGUGGAUACACACGCUUCCCCGUGCAACGCGCCUGUCCGACUCCAGCCGACUCUCUGUCCAUGCACAGCUUGCGGUUGGCUCAGCGACGUGUUUAUUCCAGUGAGCCCAAAGAUGGUAAAGGAGAAAGCGGAGGCGGACGGGCAGGAGGUGGAAAGGGGGGAGGGAAAAAAGACUGGUGGAGCCGAAUGCAGAAGGGUGAAUUCCCGUGGGAUGAGAAGGACUUCCGCUACCUGGCUAUCACUGUGGCUGGCGCCUCGUCAACUUUACUCUAUUUAUACUUCCGCGACAACGGCCGUGAGAUCAGCUGGAAGGACUUUGUGCAGCGCUACCUGGGCCGUGGCAUUGUUGAUCGUCUAGAGGUGGUCAAUAAGCAGUAUGUGCGUGUCAUCCUGGUGCCUGGCGCUGAUGCCGAAGCGAACUACGUGUGGUUCAACAUCGGAAGCGUCGACACAUUUGAGCGAAAUCUGGAGACUGCUCACUCUGAACUCGGCAUGGAUACAUCACAUCGGCCCGCUGUGGUCUACAGCUCCGAGAGCGACGGGUCGUUCUUGAUGAGCAUGAUCCCCACGCUGCUGCUCAUCGGUUUUCUGCUCUUUACACUGCGCCGUGGACCCAUGGGGGGCCCUGGCGGCGGCAGGGGCGGGCCGUUCAGCAUGAGUGAGUCCACCGCCAAGAUGUUGAAGGACAACAUUGAGGUGAAGUUCAAGGACGUGGCGGGCUGUGAGGAAGCCAAGCUGGAAAUAUUGGAGUUUGUCAACUUCCUCAAAAACCCACAGCAGUACCAGGACCUCGGAGCCAAGAUCCCCAAGGGUGCUGUGUUGUCUGGACCACCCGGUACCGGUAAGACUCUUCUGGCCAAAGCCACAGCCGGCGAGGCCAAUGUUCCUUUCAUCACCGUCAAUGGAUCGGAAUUCCUGGAGAUGUUCGUGGGCGUCGGACCUGCUAGGGUGAGGGACAUGUUUGCCAUGGCAAGGAAGAACGCGCCGUGCAUCCUCUUCAUCGAUGAGAUUGAUGCCGUGGGUCGCAAGCGUGGCGGCGGAAACUUUGGCGGCCAGAGCGAGCAGGAGAACACUCUCAACCAGCUGCUCGUCGAAAUGGACGGCUUCAACACGGCCACCAAUGUGGUGGUUCUGGCCGGCACUAACAGACCUGACAUUCUGGACCCCGCCCUCAUGAGGCCCGGACGUUUCGACAGGCAGAUCUACAUCGGGCCUCCAGACAUCAAAGGGCGUGCAUCCAUCUUUAAAGUGCACCUCCGACCAAUCAAGUUAGACCCCAACAUCGACAAGGACACACUCGCCAGGAAGAUGGCCGCCGCCACGCCGGGAUUCACCGGGGCCGACAUCGCUAAUGUUUGCAACGAGGCGGCGCUCAUCGCCGCCAGACACCUCGAAGGGCACGUGCAUCACAAACACUUUGAGCAGGCCAUCGAUAGGGUCAUCGGAGGCCUGGAGAAGAAGACGCAAGUUCUGCAGCCUACGGAGAAGAAGACUGUGGCGUACCACGAGGCGGGCCAUGCUGUGACGGGCUGGUUUUUGCGGCACGCCGAUCCGCUGCUCAAGGUGUCCAUCAUUCCGCGCGGGAAAGGCCUGGGCUACGCGCAGUACCUCCCACGUGAACAGUUCCUGUACAGCCGCGAACAACUCUUUGACAGGAUGUGCAUGAUGUUGGGAGGACGCGUGGCCGAGAGCAUCUUCUUCGGAUGCGUCACCACCGGCGCGCAGGAUGACCUCAAGAAGGUCACGCAGUCGGCGUAUGCGCAGGUUGUACAGUUCGGGAUGAGCGAGAAGUUGGGCCAGGUGUCGUUCGAGCUGCCGCGACAAGGCGAGAUGCUCGUGGAGAAGCCAUACAGCGAAGCCACGGCUGAGCUGAUAGACGAAGAGGUGCGAGUGCUGGUGGACCGCGCAUACGCGCACACGUUUGAGCUGCUUCGUGACAAGAAGGACUUGGUGGAGCUGGUUGGCAAGCGUCUGCUGGAGAAAGAAGUUCUGGACAAGGCGGACAUGUUAGAGCUGCUGGGGCCACGGCCUUUCGAGGAGAAGUCUACAUAUGAGGAGUUUGUGGAGGGCACGGGAAGCUUUGAGGAGGACACCAGUUUGCCUGAAGGCUUGCGGGACUGGAACCGGGAGCGGCCUGCUGAAGAGGUGGCCGACACCGCCGCUCAGGACAAACAGCAAGCCAGCUAG